This is a messenger RNA of Arabidopsis arenosa, 5319 nucleotides long. The record is from the annotation of a GenBank genome assembly. Lineage: Eukaryota; Viridiplantae; Streptophyta; Magnoliopsida; Brassicales; Brassicaceae.
AAACGUACGAUCAAAUUCAAUCUCUCUCUCUUCCGAUCAAUGGACUAAAUCAAACUUUUGAUUUUCCGGCGAUGUCGACGUCACAAACUCUCGGCGGCGCCACACGUUGUGGCCGGAUCAUAGGUCCAUCAUUAGACAAGAUCAUAAAAAACGCUGCGUGGCGUAAACACACGUACCUUGUCUCUUCAUGUAAAUCCGUUCUCGACAAGCUUGAAUCUCUUCCCGACGACUUUCACGAUCCUUCCUCCGUCGUCUCCGGCCUCGCCGCAUCAGAUGCAGAUUCCGUUCUCCAACCUUUUCUCUUCUCUCUCGACACUGCUUAUUCAAAAGUCGUCGAGCCAUCUCUAGAUUGUGCUUUUAAACUCUUUUCUCUCUCAAUCCUCCGUGGUGAGAUCCAAUCCUCAAAACAAGAUUCAAUCCUCUUCAAGCUCGUCAACGCCGUCUCCAAAGUCGGAGCUAUAGCCGAAGAACCGAUUCAACUCGCUGUUCUUCGAGUUCUCCUCGCCGCCGUUAGAUCUCCAUGUAUUUUGAUCCGGGGUGAUUGCUUGUUACACGUUGUCAAGACUUGUUACAAUAUUUACCUCGGUGGCUUGAGCGGCACGACACAGAUCUGUGCUAAAUCGGUCUUAGCUCAGAUGAUGCUUGUGAUCUUCACAAGAUCUGAAGAAGAUUCGCUCGAUGUUUCUGUCAAAACGAUUUACGUCAACGAGCUAUUAACUUUCACGGACAAGAGUGUUAAUGAAGGAAGCUCUGUUUAUUUCUGUCAAGGGUUUGUGAAUGAAGUCAUGGCUGCAGGACAAGGAAGUCCUCUUCCACCUCCUGAUGUGAUUCAGAUUCUGUUGCAAAAUCCGGAGACUGAAACCGUUAUGACUCCGGAUUCACCGUCGUUCCGAGGAUACGUAGCAAACGGAGAAGGUGAUUCCGAGACCGGUGACAUGAGUAAGAUGAGACAGGACGCUUUUCUUCUGUUUAAAAACUUGUGUAAAUUGUCCAUGAGGUUUUCGUCGAAAGAGAACAAUGAUGAUCAGAUCAUGGUGAGAGGUAAGACUUUGUCUUUGGAGUUGCUUAAAGUCAUUAUUGACAAUGGUGGUUCUGUUUGGCGCUCUAAUGAAAGCUUCAUCAACGCCGUUAAGCAAUACUUAUGCUUAUCACUACUGAAGAACAGUGCGGUAUCAAUCAUGUCGAUAUUUCAAUUGCAAUGUGCUAUCUUCAUGAGCUUGUUAUCAAAGCUUAGAUCAGUCUUGAAAGCGGAAAUCGGCAUUUUCUUUCCGAUGAUUGUCCUCCGUGUUCUUGAGAAUGUUCUUCAACCUAGUUACUUGCAGAAGAUGACUGUUCUCAACUUGCUAGAUAAAAUGUCGCAAGAUCCGCAGUUGAUUGUUGAUAUCUUUGUAAACUACGACUGCGACGUGGAGUCUUCAAACAUACUUGAAAGGAUUGUCAACGGUCUUCUCAAAACUGCUCUAGGACCACCCACCGGAUCAUCGACAACGCUCUCUCCUGCUCAAGAUAUAACAUUCAGGAAUGAUUCUGUAAAGUGUUUGGUUAAUAUAGCCAAGGCAAUGGGAAAUUGGAUGGACCAGCAGUUGAAAGUGAAUGAGACGGUUUGGCCUAAGGGCUCACAAGUUUAUGCUUCUAUGGACAGUAAUUCAGGCCAGAUUGGUGAAUUAGAAGGAACUAUAUCUGACUGUGAUUCACAGCCAGAUACUAGUAAUCCAGAAGCUUAUGAUGCUUCUAUGCUUGAGCAACGAAGGGCUUACAAAAUUGAAUUGCAGAAAGGUAUCUCUCUGUUCAAUAGGAAGCCGUCGAAAGGUAUCGAAUUUCUCAUAAGUACCAAGAAAAUAGGUAGUUCUCCAGAGGAAGUGGCUUCGUUUCUGAUGAAGACUGCAGGGCUAAAUGGAACUGUGAUUGGUGAUUAUCUUGGUGAAAGAGAGGAACUUCCACUAAAAGUUAUGCAUGCAUAUGUUGACUCAUUUAACUUCGAAAAGAAGGAUUUUGUCGAAGCGAUAAGGUUCUUUCUACGCGGCUUUAGGCUACCAGGAGAAGCACAGAAGAUUGAUCGAAUCAUGGAAAAGUUUGCAGAACAUUACUGGAAAUGCAACCCUGGUUCUUUUACUAGUGCAGACACUGCUUAUGUUCUUGCAUACUCUGUGAUAAUGCUCAACACAGAUGCACACAACAACAUGGUUAAGGAUAAGAUGACGAAAGCUGACUUCGUCCGCAACAAUAGGGGGAUAGAUGAUGGAAAGGACUUGCCUGAAGAGUAUUUAGGUUCUCUAUAUGAUCGAGUUGUGAAAGAAGAAAUCAAGAUGAACUCCGAUACUUUGGCCCCGCAAAACAAACAGGUGAAUGGCUUGAAUAAACUAUUGGGCCUAGACGGCAUUCUCAAUCUGGUUUCUUGGAUGCAACCAGAUGAGAAACCUCAUGGUGCCAAUGGACGUCUUAUAAGGGAUAUUCAGGAACAGUUCCAAGCUAAGCCAGAGAAAUCAGAGUCAGUUUAUCAUACUGUUACAGAUAUUUCGAUCUUGAGAUCCAUACUCGAGGUCUCCUGGGGACCGAUGCUUGCUGCAUUUAGUGUCACUCUUGACCAGAGUGAUGAUAGACUAGCAACUUCUCUUUGCUUACAAGGCUUCCGAUACGCGGUUCACGUCACUGCAGUUAUGGGAAUGCAAACUCAGAGAGAUGCUUUUGUUACUUCCAUGGCCAAGUUCACUAAUCUUCAUUGUGCUGCUGAUAUGAAGCAGAAAAAUGUUGAUGCUGUAAAAGCGAUAAUAACAAUAGCCAUAGAAGACGGUAACCAUCUACAUGGCUCUUGGGAACAUAUUUUAACUUGUCUUUCACGUAUUGAACAUUUGCAACUCCUUGGAGAAGUAUCGCCAUCAGAGAAACGUAACAUCCCUACAAAAAAAACUGAGGUAGAUGAAAAGAAAGCUUUGGGGUUUCCAAAUUUAAAGAAACGUGGAUCUUUUCAGAAUCCAUCUGUUAUGGCUGUUGUUAGGGGAGGUUCUUAUGAUAGUACUUCACUUGUUAAAAGUGUUCCCAAACUAGUUACUCCGGAGCAGAUCAAAAGUUUCAUUUCAAAUUUGAAUCUACUUGAUCAAAUAGGCAAUUUUGAGUUGAAUCAUGUCUAUGCUAAUAGCCAAAGGUUGAACAGUGAAGCUAUAGUUGCUUUUGUGAAAGCUCUCUGCAAAGUCUCCAUGUCAGAACUUCAGUCACCAACAGAUCCUCGUGUCUUCAGCCUCACGAAACUAGUCGAAACAGCGCAUUAUAACAUGAACCGGAUCCGAUUAGUUUGGUCCCGCAUAUGGAAUGUGCUCUCUGAUUUCUUCGUAUCAGUCGGCUUGUCAGAGAAUCUCUCUGUUGCAAUAUUUGUCAUGGACUCUCUUCGCCAGCUUUCCAUGAAAUUCUUGGAGCGUGAGGAGCUUGCAAACUACCAUUUCCAACAUGAGUUUCUUCGACCAUUCGUGGUUGUUAUGCAGAAAAGCAGUUCCGCGGAGAUUAGAGAGCUAAUAGUCCGAUGUGUUUCUCAAAUGGUUCUUAGUCGAGUUAGUAAUGUAAAAUCUGGUUGGAAAAAUGUCUUCACGGUCUUUACAACUGCUGCGGUCGAUGAGAGGAAGAACAUUGUACUGUUAGCUUUUGAGACAAUCGAGAAAAUCGUGCGGGAUCAUUUUCAUUGCAUAAUCGAGACAGAGAUAACGGUAUACGCAGACUGCAUUAGAUGUCUCAUCACCUUCACAAACAGCAAGUUUGAAGGUGACAUUGGCUUCAACACCAUAGAAUUUCUUCGUUUCUGCGCUUUAAAGCUUGCAGAAGAAGGACUUGUCUUGAAUGAGAAACUCAAGAACAAUACUAUCUCAGCGUUAAAGGAAGAUUCUUCUGAUACACAGAUUUUUACUGACCUUGAUGAACAAGUAUCCUAUUGGGUUCCUCUGCUUACAGGUCUAUCUAAGCAAGCCUCAGAUCCGAGACCAGCAAUUCGAAAGCGUUCCAUAGAAGUAUUGUUCCACAUUCUGAUGGACCAUGGUCAUCUUUUUACAAGACCCUUUUGGACUGGAAUCUUCAGCUCUAUCAUUCUCCCAGUUUUCAACAACAUACGAAGUAAAACCGAUAUGCUAUUCGAAGAAAAUGUUGAUUCGCCAUCCUCGGCUUCUCUAGACACCGAAGAAACUACAUGGGACGCUGAGACAUCAACACUUGCAUUGCAGCUUCUCGUUGACCUACUGAUUAAAUUUUUCAGAUCCGUGAGAUCUCAGCUUCCAAGCGUUGUGUCAAUCCUCAUAGGGUUCAUAAAGAGUCCUUUUCAAGGCUCUACAGGCUCUGGAAUCUCUGUUUUGCUUCAUUUGGCUGAUGGAUUGGCUCGUAGUGCCUCUGAAGAUGAAUGGAGAGAUAUUUUCUUGUCUCUCAAGGAAGCAGCCUCGCUGACUUUUGCCGGUUUCAUGAAAGUCUUGAGAACAAUGGAUGAUAUCGAAGAUAUUGAGACAGUUUCUGGUGAAAGCGUAAACAAAGAUGAUCUCGAUGAUGACAGUCUUCACAUCAUGUCGUAUGUUGUCUCCAGAACAAAGAAACACAUUGAUGUCCUGUCUCAAAUCGUCGAGGUUGUGAGUGAUUUAUACAGAAAAAACCAAUUCUCUUUAUCCGCAUCACACGUGGAUAUCCUCGCAGACAUUUUCUCGUGCAUCGCGUCUCACGCACAGCAACUAAACACUGACACAGUCCUUCGAAGGAAGUUCAAGAGAGCAUGCUCGGUCCAAAACCUAACAGAGCCUCAACUACUUAACUUCGAGAACGAGGCUUAUAAAUCCUACAUGAUGUUCCUACAAGACAUGGUCACUUGCAAUCCAAACGUCUCCAAAGAACUCGAUCUCGAGUCUCGUCUAGUCACUGAAUGCGCAAAAGUCGUGAAGAUAUACCUUAAAUGCACAGAUCCACAACAACAACAACAAAGAAAACCGGUCCUAUGGGUUCUUCCGAUGGAAUCAGAUCGUGUAGAAGAAGCAACGGCGAGAACUUCCCUGCUUGUUUCUUCACUCGAAGCCUUGUGCUCAUUAGAAGCAGAGUCUCUGAAAAGACACGUGUCCAGCUUCUUCCCUUUGUUGGUAGAUCUUGUGAGGACUGAGCAUUGCUCUCCACAAGUUCCGUACGUGCUAAGCAAUGUUUUGAAAUCAUGCAUUGGUCCUAUUCUGGCUUAGUCGCUUGCUUGUGGCUUAAGUAAUUCACUAAUCUGUGUUUCUUCCACUUUUUUUUUUUGGGGUUUGGCUGUCUACCCGAAUAAAUUUUGGCCAUAGAUGUUUAUGUUGUUUUUAGUAAAUGAAAUUUAAUACA